UUGGACGGUGAUUGUGUCAAGCUCACAAUUACAUGUACCGAAUCUAAUCUAAUCGGGAAUUAUUCGGGUAAAUAAAUUCGUUAUUGUGUUAAAAAGGAAGUUUACAUUAAAUUAUGGUAUAUAUAUGUUGUUAUAUCUGUACAUAAUUAUUCAGUAUAUGUUCAGUAUUCAGUUCGUAAGAAGUACAUUUUACGCUAACUUUUAUUUUGACGACAUGAAGAUCGUUAACUGUGUGUUGGUGUGCCUAUUACCUUGUUUAUUACCAGGGCACGUGGUGUCUGAUGACCGACCCGCUGGUUGCCCAGAGGACUUGCUUCCGCAAAACCUUGUUACAUAUAGCUCCGCCUGUCUGCAGAUCAACUUUAAUCACACGAACUGGGAAGUAGCGCGGAACCGGUGCCUUAGUGAUGGCGGGGACCUCGUCCAGAUCAGGACAGAGGGUAUACAACGGUUCCUAGAACACUUUCUGAUGUCACAGAAGAUGGAGAAAACUGGGUUCUGGAUUGGCGCCUCCGAUAAAGACACAGAAUCACAGUGGGAAUGGGUGGCCGGUGAAAGAAAUAUGACGUACUCCAACUGGCAGAACGGUCAGGGAACGAAGGCGCCGAAACACUCACAAGAUUCUGACCUGGAUGACUGCGCAGUGAUGCGUGUCGACUAUAGAUUUAAGUGGUAUGACGUGCCUUGUACCAAUAAGUACCUCACGUACUCCUACAUAUGUCAGUAUGCUCUGACUUCAAGAUCCGGCGAAGAACGGUACAGAGGCCCCGGCAUUUUGAUGUUGCUGACCACCAUUGUUGUGUUAAAAUUUGUUCAAUAUAUGCAGUUGGGCAGAUAAAGAUUCGGAAAGAACUUCAGAAACUUAUUUCAUUUCGGGUUGUUGCUUUUUUUUUUACGUUCUUCCUCUUCCAGAGUUAAACUGGAUAGAUUUCUUCAUAUCAAGUUUGCACCUUCUGCACUAUUAUAAGUCAUAGAUCAAAAUUUUUAUUAUCAUUUCACCAGUACGGAAAUAUCAUCUGAUCCCACCUCUGGUGUGUCUAGGGGUCCGUGUUCGCCCUACUCUUAAUUUAUUUUGUAUUAUAAGAUUGAUCACACUGUUCGUUAUCUUUACUUUUUCACCGAACUGUAUCAACUUCAAUGAUGUAUCGUCUAACUGAUGAAUAUUAAAUAAAUAUUUCAUUUAUACAUUUA
Ostrea edulis (European flat oyster) is the source of this 1191-nucleotide messenger RNA. Its product is annotated as perlucin-like protein. Bases 125 to 838 code for a protein of 237 amino acids. The transcript is spliced from 4 exons. Lineage: Eukaryota; Metazoa; Mollusca; Bivalvia; Ostreida; Ostreidae. The record is from RefSeq and is a predicted model, not a curated record.